Messenger RNA from Metarhizium album ARSEF 1941, 255 nucleotides. RefSeq names its product cyclin-dependent kinases regulatory subunit. The record is from RefSeq and is a predicted model, not a curated record. Gene Ontology annotation, cellular component: SCF ubiquitin ligase complex; cyclin-dependent protein kinase holoenzyme complex. NCBI's taxonomy places the organism in Eukaryota, Fungi, Ascomycota, Sordariomycetes, Hypocreales, Clavicipitaceae. Gene Ontology annotation, biological process: regulation of mitotic cell cycle. Gene Ontology annotation, molecular function: cyclin-dependent protein serine/threonine kinase activator activity; histone binding; ubiquitin binding. The coding region runs from base 1 to 255 and encodes 84 amino acids. The transcript has 2 exons.
AUGCUGACCAAGGCGUGUUUUGUUCUUCUCUUCCUCUUCAAAUCCAGAUACUCUGACAGCGAAUACGAGUACCGACACGUGCAACUGCCCAAAGCGAUGCUCAAGGCUAUCCCCAAGGACUAUCACGAUACCUCCAAGGGAACUCUGAAGCUCCUGUGGGAAGAGGAAUGGCGAGCGAUCGGUAUUACCCAGAGUCUUGGCUGGGAGCAUUACGAGGUCCACGAGCCUGAGCCCCAUAUUCUACUUUUCAAGUAA